GUUCACAUGAACCUAAAAGAAAUUGGACCUAAAAAUGUGAUAAGGUCUCAUGUUAAACUCUCUUGGCCCAUUGGACUGGUCUUGGUACCAACAAAAUACAUAGAAGGGAAAUAACCCAGACCGGCAGGCUGCAGUGCUGCUGCUGCUUGAGAGAGAGAGAGAUGGCGUUGGUGUGGCUAGAAGCAAUGCUGCCGUUAGGGAUCAUUGCAGGGAUGCUCUGCGUUAUGGGCAAUGCUCAGUUUUACCUCCACAAAGCCGCACAUGGCCGGCCGAAGCAUAUCUGCAACGAUGUCUGGGACGUCGCCAUGGAAAGACGGGACAAGAAGCUCAUGGAGAACUUCGCUGCCUCCUCCAAUUAGAUUUAGACCACUGUCUUUCUGGAUACUUGCCAUGGAAUCAUAAGGAAUAAAGCGCUUCUCAGAUGAUUCGGCUUUUGCUGAUAAUAUGCUUUGGGGGCAUCUUCAAUGUUUAUUUUCUUAUUGUGUGUAUUUGUAUGAGCUUUUGAACCUUGUAAGGAUGGAAAAAAAGUCAUCAGCAAGUUUACUUGAGGAUCUUACGUUGUGAACUUGGUUUGGGUUCUUUCAGUUGUGCACUACCCUUUCUGUUUUAAUGUUCAAGCUAUUAGACUACCAUGAUAUUCUUUCUUUCUGCCAUUUUUAUUGGAGAAUAUGUCGGUGAACUCAUUUUGGCACCAUUUCUGUUCAUCUUGAUCUCUUAAGUCAUUUUUUUAAAUUGGAAACAAUGCACAAGAUAUAUUUUUAUGCAGAUUACUUGUCAGAGGGGAAAAAAGGAAUUUUCAUGCAGAGUUCUCAUCCAUAUUAGAAUGAUGUGGUGCCAUUGCAAGAUGCGGAGCUCUCCUCUUGAGAACGACUUGGAAAAGAUCAAUUUGGGUGGGUGCGGUUUGAGUUGGGCGACAUUAAUGUUGUUCGUUGACAGCAACCGGAGAUAAUGCCAUUGUUGGUAGAGUUGAUCUCUUUAGAGGAGUAGUGUCUCCCAAAGUACUGAAGAUUUAUCGUUGAACUUAAGAAGUUGCAUAUAGCAAGCAAUUAUUGGUUUGAGGACAUCAGUGUCAUAUGGUGCAAAACACACAGAUCCUGUGCCGUCAUCAUUCUUUCUAGCACAUUUUCGCCGGGAGUUUCAAGUACUUCUGCUGCUUGUUUACCCUGUAAU
Molecule: messenger RNA, 1170 nt
Organism: Ilex paraguariensis (yerba mate)
Lineage: Eukaryota; Viridiplantae; Streptophyta; Magnoliopsida; Aquifoliales; Aquifoliaceae
Source: the annotation of a GenBank genome assembly